Molecule: messenger RNA, 3897 nt
Organism: Rhopalosiphum padi (bird cherry-oat aphid)
Lineage: Eukaryota; Metazoa; Arthropoda; Insecta; Hemiptera; Aphididae
Product: transmembrane channel-like protein 7
Exons: 7
Coding region: 465-2780 (771 amino acids)
Cellular component (GO): plasma membrane
Molecular function (GO): mechanosensitive monoatomic ion channel activity
Source: RefSeq, a predicted model, not a curated record
AGUAACGUACACGGCAAUAAUAAAUAAUAAUAACUACGACAGUGUGAUAGUGUUACCUAUAUUUGCACAACUGACACGGUCCAUAAUCCGGUACGAUAACUGCAAACACACUUGAUAUAGAACCGUCACGGCGUUAAAAUAGAAAGUUUCCAUACGCACCUAUUAUAGUAUAUAUAUGGGCUGAAAUAUUUGUUGCGCGCAUGCGACAUGCCAUCUGUUAUAAAUCAUAAUACAUUGUGAUUUGUGGAAAAUACCCCGUGUCGGCCGUAUCUAUAGAACCUUUUUUUUAAACUAUGACACUAAAAUAUAUAUCGGCAGUCCUUUAGUCUAUAAGCACUGAGGUCUGAGGAGUAGAAAUCAUAAUCAAAAUAGAACAAAGUUUGAACUACUAAAAAUUAUGAGAAUAAUUCAUUAAAUUAUCUACGUAAAUAAUUUAAUAACAUUGGAAUCAAUUAAUUUUUAGAAUGUCUGAAAGCGAGAGAAAGAAGAGAUCACAAUGUAUAGAUGUUUGGGAAGAAGCAGGCUCGGAAUUUUACCAAGAAAGCUAUCCGGGCAUGGAAGCAGAUUUAGAGGCAUUCCAAAAAAAUCCAAAUAAGCUUUCAACUUUAUUACCUAGUAAUAAAACAAGAACAGCUAGGAAAAAAAUCAAUAAUGGAACUGUGUGCUAUCAAGCAACAGCUACAUUAAAACCGGUAGAAUAUGGAACACUAUGUCAAAACACUAUGGGUUGUAAUAAUGAAAUUCAAAUAUCGCUAAUGCCCGAUUUGUCAGAGAAUUUAUCUAAUGAGGAACUUGUGUGGGAAGAAAUUAUGAAAAUCAAAACUAUGCCAAUUAGCAUGGCACACAAGAAAGAAUUAAAAGCAAAACUAAAAAGUGCAGAUGCUUUUAGACUUCAAGGUUUCCAGCAGCUCAAGUGGCAAAAGCGAAAAAUUUGUAAUUGUUUGAAAAUUAAGUGGUUAGAGUUUUAUAAUAAAUUCAAUUUGUGGAGUUCGAGUUUUAAAAAAAUCGAAGGUCACUGUGGUGCAGGUGUAGUGGAAUUCUUUCUUUUUAUAAAAUUGUUAAUUUUUUUAAAUGCUUUUACUAUGGUUGUGGUUUUAAUUGUAUUAAUAUUUCCUUCAGUUUAUUGGGUAGAAUUAAAAGAAGGAAUCGCACCAGACCUCUGGAAUGAAUGUGGUUCGAGUAAUGAGAGUGCCUCAAUUGAAUGUUGUAGUGCUAUUUACGAGAACACUACUAGGAUAGUAAGACCUCGAGUAAACAUGCAUUACAUUAUGGAUAUUAUUCAAGGUACGGGUUGGGUUGAAACGACGCCUAUGUAUUAUAGUUAUUAUCCAAAUCAGCAGUUCAGUGUUGGUAAAUUAUUCACUUAUCAUGUACCGUUAGCAUAUAUCGUUUCUACCAUAAGUUAUUUUAUUUUAUUUUUUUUGAUCAUUGUUAGGAAAUCAAUUAAAGGAUUUAAACAAAGAAUGGUAGAAACUCAAGUACAAUAUUAUUUGUACUCAAACAGUAUUUUCAUUGGCUGGGACUUUUGUAUUAAUAAUAAAAUAUCGGCCAUACUAAAGCAAAAGGCAAUAUUCAAUGAGCUGCGUUCGUUUUUGAUCGCCGAUAGACCAAAAUUCGAGAAUAGGAAUCGCAGUAAACAAAUUAACAUUAUAAUAAUUAGGUUGCUCAUUUCAUUUUUAGUAAUUGCGCUAAUCGGAUCAGCUUGUUUCUCGGUUUAUCUGAUAUUUUAUUACUCUAUAAAGUUGUUGCAGCGAGACCAAACAUUUAUGUGGGCGUUUUUGUUGGAAUUUGCGACACCGGUAGCGAUAACAUUUUAUAACAUAGUGUUGCCAAUUAUCUUUGAUGUUUUUUUAAAGUUUGAAAAUCGUUCCAUGUAUCAAGAAACCCGAUUAUGUAUAUUGAGAAUAAUAUGUGUGAGAUUAUCGUUGUUGGUCGUAUUGUUGGGUUCAAUUUAUAAGCUGAUUAACUGCGUGCGGGAAAAAUCUCAGUGUGCAAGUGCAUUAUGCAGUUCCCCGCUCUGUUGGGAGACCUACGUGGGUAAGAUAAUGUAUAAGCUUCUUAUUGUUGACGUCGCAUGCAAAAUCGGAAUCACCAUUUUGAUUAGUUGUCCCCGGAGUAUACUUGUUAGGCAUUUUAAAAAUAAUUUUUUCCAAGUCAUGUGCAAGCAAGAACUUAACUUAGCGAAGCACGUAUUGGAUGUUAUUUACAUUCAAAUAAUCGUGUGGUUAGGAAGUUUCUAUGUAGCUUUGCUACCAGUUCUAGGACUGAUAUCGAUGGUGAUAAUGUUUUAUAUAAAACGAUUUUCUUGUAUCAUUAACUAUAGCCUAGCUCAAAAGGUAUACAGUCCGUCGCGAGCACAUUCAAUGAUCAUGUCCAUGUUACUCAUGUCUUACGUCCUAUGUGUCACUACGUGGAUGGCGGCCGUAUCAAAAAUAACGCCAUCCAGGUCAUGCGGUCCGUUCAAAGGACUACCGUCUGUUUGGAAGGUUUUGAUUGAUUACAUUCGCACCAUACCUUCUUGGACGGUUACUUGUUACGAAAUACUGUUUAGUGUAAACUUCGUAGUCCCGUUGAUUUUCAUACUCUCGUGCAUUGUCUAUUAUUAUCACACCGUUAUGAGAUCCAAUAAAAAAAUGAUUGUGGUUCUACGCAAACAGCUUGUACUUGAAGGGCACGACAAACAGUUUCUGUUGAACCGGUUGAGUGCAUUUAUUAAGCAACAAGACAGACGUCGUAAAGUCACCGAAAAUAACGGUGAAAUCGACGUAUUGCUAUCUUGAUUUGCGCAAAAUAUAAUGGAUAAUCGUUUCAGGAAAAUUGGUGAUUUUUUAGGGUGCUCGUAUUUUAAUAUAAUUGAUCGAUGGUAUUUUUUUUGUACAUUUGAACUGCUUAAGUUUAAAAACGGUUUAUUAACAGUUACCGAAAAUAUGUAUACCUACCCGAAAUUAGUACUUACCUACCUACUUGUUUAUACCGAAUAAUGACAUAUAGUAUUUGUUUUAAGCUCAGUACGUUAUUGCUUAGGUUUGAUAUUUAGUUUGUUUAUUAUUUUAUUACUUCCGUUAAAAUAUGAAUUUUCAAUAUUAUUAUUAUAUUAAUAAUUUAAUUUGAAACAUAAUUAAUUAUAUUAAAUAUAUAAAUACAUUAUGUACCAACUUAGUAUUUUGUCUAGUAAACAAUAUUAUGUUAAUAAUAUCGUAUAAAAGAGAUAUAUCAAAAUAAUUAACAAAUACUUAGAUGUAUUAAAUAUUAUAAAUAUAUUGUAAAAACUAAAAAUCUUAUAAAUAAUAUUAAUAGUAUAAACUAUUCAGUUCAAACAAGAUAAACCAUUAAAGUGAUCUCUAUGAGAGUUCCACAAUUCAAACUCAAAAAAUUAUGUAAAUAAAAUGUAUAUUUAUAUUAUAGCAUAAAUUAUAAUAUUUAAUAAUUGUAUUUUUAAUUAUAUUCAUGUUAAGGUGUUAUAUAUUAAACAAUAUUACAAUGUUUAUUUUUAAGUCUUAAUCUAAAUUUACAUAUUAUACAAUUUUGGGUGAUAUUUUUUGGACUGUCUUCCUUAUACAUUUUGUUUUGUGUUUAUUAUUAAUAUUUUUGUCAUACAUAUUUUUUUUUACUAUAAUUUUUAUAAAUAAUAUUUCAAAUGUAUGUAAUAAUUUAAAAAAAUAUAUACACACAAACACACACAUAUACUAUAUAUAUAUAUAUAUAUACAUACCAAAUUAUAUUUGUGUGAUAAGAAUUCCAUGUUGCAAAUUGAUGAUAAUCGUUUAAGAUUUUAUGCAGUACCCAUAUUUUUGGAAAAUUAUUUUCUGAUUACUUCAAAUAUGAAAAUAUAAUUAUGUAUGAUAAAUGAUUAUUCAAUAUUCAUAAAUAUAGCUCUUUAGCUAAUUAACAAAUUAA